AUGAGUUCGAGUCAUCUCAUCCCGCCUCAAGAAGAGAAGAGAGACACAGCGGUACAAAGUCGUCUCCCAGUUGACCAUACGAGCUUCCUCGACACGCCACAAGAGGAGGGCGAUGUCAGAUACCAGAAAGCGAGCGCCGACUCUUUCCUCGUGCCCCCCCACGAAGAGAAGAGCACACAAACAGAAGGGAAACCACAUCUUGACAAAGGUGUCGACGUCCUCGAGGAUAACCUGAACGCAGGCACACUGCAUGUGCAGGAGUCUCAAGCCCGCGACGAAGCAGCACGUAACAAGCAAAUCUCGGAUGCAGUCCGUUCAGGGGCCGCGGGGGUUACGGGAGAGGACAUAGGCGUUGCUGAGCAUCAACGGCUGUUCUGA
Molecule: messenger RNA, 378 nt
Organism: Sparassis crispa
Lineage: Eukaryota; Fungi; Basidiomycota; Agaricomycetes; Polyporales; Sparassidaceae
Exons: 3
Coding region: 1-378 (125 amino acids)
Source: RefSeq, a predicted model, not a curated record